Contarinia nasturtii (swede midge) is the source of this 2411-nucleotide messenger RNA. It is a transcript of the gene rtet, whose product is annotated as major facilitator superfamily domain-containing protein 10. The transcript has 7 exons. The coding region runs from base 553 to 1938 and encodes 461 amino acids. Gene Ontology annotation, cellular component: brush border membrane. Gene Ontology annotation, biological process: transmembrane transport. The record is from RefSeq and is a predicted model, not a curated record. Gene Ontology annotation, molecular function: transmembrane transporter activity. Lineage: Eukaryota; Metazoa; Arthropoda; Insecta; Diptera; Cecidomyiidae.
AUUUGCUUUCAUAAAAAACUGAGAUAUAGCAUUUGAAACACGCCAAUCUUUCAACUCACAAAACAAUCUACAAGGUUUUUUUUCAUUUCCGAAACAAUAUUAAAAAAAAAAAAAACAAUAUCCGAAACGAACAAUUAACAAUUUCUGUUACAUCUGAUGUUUUUUUUGCUUGUUAAUGUGUCAAACAUUGAAGUUAAGAAAGAAAGUCGAUAGGCAUAGAGAGAAGAAGACAAAAACAACAGCAUAGACAACGAAUCAGUGCGCUCCCAAACACAAAUUUGGAGAAAGUGGAUCGACUUGUCGGAUUUACUAAUAUCAUAAUUCAAAAUUGAUAUUUGAAGAAAAUUGGAACACAAACAUUUUUAUACAUUAUUAUUGACUGUAGCUGAAGCAGAAGAAGAAGAAUUAAAAAAAAAACUUUCUAUAUUGGAAUUGCCGACUGUUUUACAAUGUAAAAGUAUUUUAUUUGUCGUGAAGCGAUUGAACUGGUUCAUUUUUUAUUUUAGCGGCUAUAUUCUACUUCGAAUUAGGAAACCAUAGAACAUCGACAAUAUGAUCACAACAAAAACUCAAAGCGUAACAACGUCAAGCAAUGGCAUCCAUCAGAAAAAGGAAGUUAACGAUAAAACACACAGCGGCGUUUAUCACAUAUUCUUUUCACUAUUAUUGGAUUUGCUGGCAUUCACGAUAAUUUUACCGCUGUUGCCAACAAUUCUUGAACGAUAUCGACAUGACGACAGCAGCGGGUUAUACAUUCGAUUAUCCUCACAAAUUCGAUAUUUUCAAGAAAUGGUCGGUGCUCCCGAUAAAUACAGCUCAGUAUUAUUUGGUGGUUUUCUUGGAUCCAUGUUCAGUUUUUUACAAUUUGUUGUAAGUCCCAUAAUGGGCGCACUUUCUGAUUGCUAUGGCAGAAAGCCAAUUUUACUCAUCAGUUUGAUUGGAAUCUCAUUUUCGUAUGUAUUGUGGGCACUCUCGUCAAAUUUCUUCUUAUUCGUGCUGGCACGAUUUGUUGGCGGUUUAAGCAAAGGCAACAUUGCACUAAGUAUGGCAAUCAUCACUGAUGUAUCGGAUGUGAAAAAUCGAGGCAAAGCCAUGGCAUUGGUCGGCAUUGCAUUCUCAAUUGGUUUCAUUAUUGGACCGAUGAUCGGUGCUUUAUUCUCAAUAUACACAGAUAAAACAUCCAGCAUGUGGUUCUGGUAUCCAGCAUCGUUUGCAUUUUUACUCAGUUUAGCUGAUGUGCUCUUUGUUUACAGAUUUUUCAACGAAUCUUUACCAAAGGAAAAGCGAUCAAAACAAGUAAUUGGCUCGGUUCGACAAGCCUUCGAUCACAUUGAUAUUCGUGCCAUAUUCAACUUCGUCGCCGUGAAGAAUCUCAAGAAAAACGAACUAUACUGUUUGAAACAAAUAGGUCUUAUUUACUUUAUUUACUUAUUCAUAUAUUCGGGUCUGGAGUUCACCAUCACAUUCUUAAUGUACCACAAGCUGGGUUAUACUUCUGUCGAUCAAGCCAAAAUGUUUGUUACCACUGGUGUUGUAAUGGCCAUUUUACAAGGAUCAGUUGUACGACGUUUGCCGCCACAAUGUGUUAAACCAUCGGCCGUAUUUGGAUUGUAUUUGAUUGUUCCUGCAUUCAUUUUGGUUGGAUUGGCCGACGAUAGCAAAUUUUUGUACGCUGGAAUGAUAUUGUUUGCAGUUUCAACGGCAUUUGUGGUGACAUGCAUGACAACCUUAAUAUCUGAAUAUGGUACAUAUGAUCAAAAAGGAGUCGUAUUAGGCAUUUUCCGAUCGAUUGGGGCUUUGGCUCGAGCACUUGGACCUAUUUUUGCAUCGAUAGCUUUUUGGGGAAUCGGUGCGUCAUUCACAUAUAUCGUCGGCGGCAUUCUUUUAUUAAUACCAACAUUCCAAUUGCAAUUUCUAAAGUUAACUAAAUUAGAAUAAGCUUUAUUUACAAUGUAAAUACAAAAAAAUUGAAGAAGAAUGUAACACUUGACAAACAAUGUUCUUCUUAAAUUUACCCGCCUUCUACAUAAAAAUGUACAACACACAUUGUUUGUCAUGUACACUUAUGGGCAAUUAUGAAGCAAUAUUUAGAAUUUAUAUGCAUAUUUAGAAAGCAUGAAAAAUCUUAUUCCAUUCAAUUGCUCAUUUCAAAAGUGAUCUUAGAGUGAUAGAGUAAAAACAAGCUUAGAAUGUCAUACUCUUUGAGUAUAUAAAAAAAGAUCAAAACAAUUUUUUUUUUGAACAACGAAUUUUCUUUAAAUACAUAAAUUGUGCCUUAAGUUAACACAUCGCCUAAUUGUAGAAAUCAUAGCUUCUUUGAUCAAUAUUUUUUUAUACAAUACGUAUUUUUUACAUCACAUUUUUUAAUCGAAGUAAAUUAUAUGCAAUCACCCAACAUUGGGACAAUGUUA